GGAGCCCAGUCCCCCUGCGGAUUGGGGGAGACAGUAACCGGCGGAGACUCUCUUUGUCUUGGAAUUUUAGAUGAAAUUGGGUCUCGGGGCUGGAAUUCCAAUCCCUGGCGCUUCAGGAACACUUUGAAAAGGGGGUCUUUCCAGGUGAUUAGAGGCGGGAUAUUCAGAGUGUAUGAUGGCAUCUCCCUGACCUGGGACGACGUCCUUUAAGGGCCACUGAGAACUGCACCUAUCAGGGCAGGGUACCCAUGACAUCACAAUGCCGGAGGGAGUCUCACAGGGAAGUAACAAGAGAGCAUGUAAAACAGCUGCCCCCAGACCCGCAUCUGUCAGUUCUCUCAGUGGAAUAGUUGCCGGGAUGUCUGGCAGCUGUACCUCCGUUAAUACAGUCUGCUCGGACAGUGACCGGCCCAUCAGCCUUAGCUCGUCAGCCUCUUCUGCCUCCCUCCAGGACAGUCAGAGCUCAUUUGGCAGCAGUGGUGCUCUGGGAUCUUCCCAAUACAACAACAGCCCAUAUACCCAUCAAAAUGGCAGCGACAUUAGUCUGGACCUCACCCCCAUGGCUCAGUUGGAAGAAGAUCCAGAAGGUCAAAUUGCAGAAAAACAUUUCACAAAUUACACAUGGUCCCCAAUUCUGAGGAAAGCAAAGGAUCCCAAGACUAAGCUGUCUCACAUGGACAGGGUUAUACUUGAAAUCUUGGAGACGGAGCAGACCUAUGUCCGGGACCUGAAAAGUAUCGUAGAGGACUACCUGGGCUGUAUCAUAGACUGUGGCCAUCUCCCUCUCAAACCUGAACAUGUCAGCACUUUAUUUUGCAAUAUUGAGGAUAUUUAUGAAUUUAACAGUGAGUUACUCGAGGAUCUUGAGAAUUGUGAUUCCGCCCCUGCAAUCGCAGAAUGUUUUGUCGUAAGGAGCGAAGAGUUCGAUAUAUACACCCUUUACUGCAUGAACUACCCCAGCUCGGUGUCUGUUCUGCGCGAGUGCAUGAAGUGCGAGGAGCUGGUUCAGUUCUUUAGAGAGCGUCAGACGGUUUUAGCACAUUCCCUCCCGCUAGAGACUUAUCUCCUGAAACCUGUGCAACGUAUUAUGAAAUACCACCUUCUCCUGCAGGAACUAGCCAAGCACUUUGAUAAAAAUGCACCAGGGUAUGAGGUGGUGGAGGAAGCAAUUAUCACCAUGACUGCAGUAGCCUGGUACAUCAAUGAUAUGAAGAGGAAGCAGGAACAUGCCGUCCGUCUGCAGGAAAUACAGAGGCAGCUGGUGAACUGGCAGGGCCCAGACCUGAGUGCAUUUGGGGAGCUGGUUCUGGAGGGAACGUUCCGUGUCCAGAGAGUAAAGAAGGAGAGGGCCUUCUUCUUGUUUAGCAAAAUGAUUCUCAUCGCCAAGAAACGAACAGACCUCUUUAUCUACAAGAUGCACAUCUUUUGUUGUAACUUGGUUCUUACGGAGCAUCUGAAAGACUCCCUGAGCUUUCGAGUGUCAGACCUGACCAUCCCCAAACACCAGCAACUAAUCCAGGCGAGGAAUCAGGAGGAGAAACGGCUAUGGAUUCAUUAUAUAAAGAGGCUGAUAGUGGAAAAUCACCCUGCAUCUAUUCCACAGAAGGCAAAACAAGUUCUACUCGAAAACGGCUUCCAGCAGUCCACAGACCUGCGACUCCCUCCAGACACGCUGAAGUCACCCUGGAUGGAUGACUUGUGGACCUUUCCCCGCGGCCGGAGACAGUCAGAGCCACCCCAGUUUAUGUACAGCCCACAGAGGACUAAGAAAACAUUUCCUCUCCUGAGUCUGAAUGGCAGUUCCCCACAUCGUCGUGGCCGCAGACUGUCUGAACCAGCAAAGGAAAUCCAUGAAACAUUGGAACACAGAGGUGCAGCGCCGCUGAAGCAUGCUGGCAGUGAGGGAGAACUCUUCCCAUCUUCUGGCUCCCUCAAGUCUUCUGACAGUGUGUGCACACUCGAGUCCACCAUCCUGGAAACUGAAGGAGAAGGCUUUGACAACAAUCUGGAGGAGUCCACCUUCUCCCUGACUGAAGAAGCACUAACAGGCAGCCUCUCCAUCACCGAGGAGAUCCUGGAGCUACUAAACCAGAGGGGACUAUGCACUGAGCCAAAGGAGGAGGAGGGAAGCAGCAAGGCGCCUCAGGAGCAGGACAGAGAGAAAGCAGGACAAGAAGAGGAACAGAACAUAAGUGAAGUUAGAAGCGAUGUAUCACAGGAACAUUUGACAGAAGAAAACAUCGUACAAUCCCCAUUUCAAGAGGAAAUUGAAGAUGCUUUCAGUGGGACUUCAGAAAAACGUUCCAUGGAACUCCCAACCAGCCAAGCACCUUUCAUUAGUGACCCCUCUGAAAAUGAGCAAAAGAAUAACAAUGAGUCUUUGUUACAUACACCGGAGCUACUUGAGCUGGAGGAGGUGAAAGACUCUACAUUUUGCAAAGCAGAACCACUCACACAAUCAGUAAUCCUGGAAACACUUUCACUAAUGUCUUCUAGUGAACAAGAGGACAAAGCACACGAGGACAGCCUCCACAGCACUGUCUGUGGAAGUCAAAACACAAUUGAAAGCCAAGAGACAGACAAACCCAAGCAAGCAUCAGAAAAGAGUGAAAGGGGCCAAAAAAACAAGAGAGACUCUACCUUGACCCAGGAUGACCGUCUGCUAAUUGAAAGAAUCAAAAAUUACUAUGACACUGCAGAGACAGGAGCAUCAUACCUGGGUAAAGACGAUGGUAUCUCCUAUAUUCCCACUGGGGUGGUGAAAGACUCUAUUUUAAGAUUCAAUUACAUCCUGCAGCAGGAGGUUAAGAAGGACAGAGAAAUGAGCCUAGGUGUGGGCAAUGGCUGUACAUUUGAGGGCAGACCGCUCAAAUGCCCAAAGAAAUCAUGGUCUCUUGAAGAUGGUGAGUGCCACCAGCCCCUGAUUCUCUCUACAAGGAGUAGUCCCAUAAAGCCCAUAGAGGCAGAUUCCGAGUACAAAUCCUGUGCAGAAAUCCGUAAAGCCUGGAAGGAAAAGGAGAAACCAAACACCCCAGAAAGCUGUGGAGUUCUGAAAAAAGGGAAGCAACGUAGGAAAGCACAGGAAGAGCGAGAUAAUGUGCUGGUUAUAUUGGAAGAGUCAGAUUUUGAAAUUGGAAACCAGGUGCUCAAGGAAAGCUGUGGAAAGGGAGAAGUGAAAAAAGAGCAGAAGAAACAUAGCGCAGAACUAAAGGUCACAAAAGAGGAUUAUUAUCAUGCAAUGGAGGACAGGACUGUGAGUGGUGACCUCGCUGACUCCAAAGUGUCCUUGUGUCCUUCAGGUAUAGGCAUGUAUGAGACAGAAGACAAUUGUCUGAUUGAGAACUCUGAAAAGAUAAUUAACAAGGUACAGCUAUUGGCCAAAAUGUACAGCGAGAAGAUCGGCAGACUUAAAACCCAGAAGAAACGUGGUGAUAAUAGGACAGGCACUCUAAAAAAGGCAAUUACCAGGAACCUCCCCCAGGUGCAGGAAGACAGACCAGGAGACAGGAACAUGGCAGAGCCCCAACAAUAUGGCCACCUACUGAUCCAUGAAACACUCCUGCACAUUAACUGCAUUCAAGAAAAUGGCCUUCUCCAAUCAGCACCUCGCCAAAGUUCCUCAGAUCUGACCAAAGAAGACAGGAAGACAAAGUUCCCCACAAUUGUCUGUUCUUCCUUAUGUGACCAUGACCUUCCAGCCGGGUCAGUAGGAGAUGAGUUUAUUAACUCCAAGACAAUGGAACCACUGAAUGAGUCGGUCAAAAUACCAAGAAGGGACACUGAGAAUCAACAGAGCUCAGCUUCUGAGUUCACAUCGGAUGAAAACCCACUAGUUUCUUGUGAGAAUUCUGCAUCUAGUUUGGAUCUUCUGCCAGCCCCCCCCUGUGAGAAUCAGACAUGCAAAGUUCCUGAACCUGAAAACUGUCCGUCUGAGGAAAGAGAAGACCUUGGAGCUGCACCUUGUUGCGAGAACGUUAAAGGAGAUGUGGCUCUUCUUCAUGUAUCUGUUGAAAGCAGACAUCAAGACACCCAACUCUGUCCAAACAGUGAUCUGUUGCCCGUCGAGGGCAUAUUCUGUGCGUCAUCGUUUGAAUGUCCAACAUCAGAUUCCACCAAUGUGGACAAUAUAACAGCUAAUGUAGUAGAGGGGAAUUUCAAUUCAGAUUUUACAGCAAACACAACAACCUUAACUUCUGUUUUGGAAGAUCCCUUUGGAAUUAAUAAUGCAGAGGAAGAUACAGAUAAAGCAUUCAGCGCAGAACUGGUGAUAGUAAAUAUUAGAAAUACAAAGGAAAUGUCUGACCCAUUAGAAAGGAAUACCCUGCAAGACUAUCCACCGAAUAUUGGUUCUUCUGUCACCUGCCCAGUCUCUGAAGAAAGUGGGACAACACCAAUGCCAACACAAAAACAUGUGGAAAAUGUUCCCUGCUCAAACUCUAAUGAUCGUUCUCUUCCCUCAUGGAAGGUACCUGAUGAUAUGAAGCCUAAAAAAAUUAGGGGCUGCUCUCACUCUGUGAUGGAGGUCAUGCAGCGACUGCAACUGGACUCUUCAUUUUCUGUCCUGGAGAAACAUAAAAACAGCCCAAAAAAACUGAAUGUGGCAACUCGCUCAUCCUCUUUCAAAAGCAAGACAACAGAGAGAGAAUUCCAGCAUCAGCCAACAUCCCAUCCCGACAAAAGAAAUGAAUCCACAGUGCAUCCCAAACUACUCGCCCCUUUUGCUUUGCAAAGGAAGCUGUCCAGUUCCAUGGCUUUAUCCAAGUAUCUCCCAGAGUCCUAUGUGGGUCAACGGCCUACAAAGUGGGGUCCCCUGACGUCAAGGAAUUCACACACAGAGCUCAAGGCUCCUUCAAAAAAAGAUGAAUUUCUGAAGCCCUCAAAUUGUGCCACUUGCCCAUCAGCUUUGUCAAAUUCAUCACAUGGGUCCCCAGAAAAUGGACACAACUCCAGGGUCCUGACAAGCAAAGUUAUGUGUAAUGUGAAAAAGGAGGAGGAACCUAAGGAAUGUGAUGUCAACAUGGCACAAACUUUAAGUGCAUGUAAAGGUGAUGAGGGCCUAGUUUUUGUGUCAUCCACUAGUCAGGAAAAGUGUUUGGGAGACAAGGAACACAAACCUUUGGGUGAUCCAGUCUGUUUGGCUCCAGGCAACUCCAUUGUCAUAGCCUUUCCUAGUCCUUCAUCAACAAAACCAGCUCCCACUUCCACUGUGUCUGAGCCAAAUUCGCGGGCCCAGUCUCCGCUGCCAGUACGCACCCGAGUGUGUUCACCUCCUCCCAGCCACUGUGGUACAGCUUCAAAGUCACCUCGAAUCCCUUCCUUCUCGAGUGCUAGAGCUUGCACAUUCACCCCUCUUUGUUUCAGCCACCUUGAAAGGUCAUCCUCGUCAUCUGCAAAUUCUACUCCAACAUGUUUAAGCCCCCCUGCCCUCCCCAGCUCUUGCUCUGAGCAGUAUGGAUUCCCGGGGCAUUCCAGAAGGCCCUGGAGAAACAGUAGCUAUAAUGGAGACGACGCAUCUUGCUCUCCCAGGAAUACACUGCAUUCACCAUGUUGGUCUGCAGAUGAAGAGAACCAUUCAGGGUUCACCCACCGAUCGCCUCCAUGCUUAAGUCAAGAGGUUCAUUCACAAACUAGUGGUUUUAGCUCCCAUGAGCUAACAAGCAUCCACUGGCCUGAUGUUAGUGAACUUCGCUCAAAAUAUGGACCUCUCAAAGCCCAGAGGUCCACCACCAAUCAAAAAAGAGCUGAUUUCAAAGCAAUAGCCUUGCUCAGGGCGCACAAGUCUCUGGGGGAAGAGCCAAUCCAGUGUCUCAAAAGGACAGGAUCUUUGGAUUCGGCAACUUCACAUCCCCUUCAAUUAGAGCCCCCUAAAAACAUGCCUGAUUGCAGCGUUGAAAAGUUGGAUUCAUCUGAAACGAGGGACAAAGCCUCCUUGAAGGCAAGUUAUUCUACCACUGUAAACAUACAAAUUGGUGGCAGCGGUCGAAUCUCAACUUUCAGCACUGCUCAGGUCAGUCUAACCCAUCCUCUGCUCCAUGCUCCAGAGUCCCAGGCUACAAGGAAGAUCAGCGCUAAAGGGGGCACAUUAGAGCCACAAACAAAACUGUGAUUUGGGGAGAACGUGUAACGAGGAAAUGGAGUUUCUUUGUUGCAAAGUUACAUUUUAUAAAAAAAAUACACAGAUGCAA
Molecule: messenger RNA, 6185 nt
Organism: Spea bombifrons (plains spadefoot toad)
Lineage: Eukaryota; Metazoa; Chordata; Amphibia; Anura; Pelobatidae
Gene: PLEKHG2
Product: pleckstrin homology and RhoGEF domain containing G2
Exons: 19
Coding region: 260-6106 (1948 amino acids)
Molecular function (GO): guanyl-nucleotide exchange factor activity
Source: RefSeq, a predicted model, not a curated record